This is a messenger RNA of Vicia faba (fava bean), 2403 nucleotides long. NCBI's taxonomy places the organism in Eukaryota, Viridiplantae, Streptophyta, Magnoliopsida, Fabales, Fabaceae. The record is from the annotation of a GenBank genome assembly.
AUGAUAAAGAAGGAUUGGGUGGAGUUACCUCCACACAGUCACAGUUAUAAGGACGGUGUAAAUUACUUUUUGGAUAUUGCAUUCACCAAAGGAAUGGUUGAAGAAGAAGAGAUUUUGUGUCCUUGUUCUAGAUGUUGCAAUGAUAGUUGGGAAGUAAGAGAUGUAGUGUAUGACCAUUUAUGUAGUAAAGGAUUUGUAAAGGGAUACACUGAAUGGAUUUAUCAUGGUGAAGAUGAGAGCCUUAUAGAUCUUGAUGGUGAUAGUGAUGAUGAAACAUCAUAUCAUGAUGAUAUCGAUGGCUUACUAUUUGAGACAUUUAAAGAUGUGGCUGAAGGAGGUGGAGUACAUGAAGGGAUAAAUGAAGAUGCAAAGAAAUUUUAUAAACUAGUUGAUGAUGCAAAUCAAGAGUUGUAUCCUGGUUGUGAAAAGUUUUCCUCGUUAUCAUUCACUAUUCGAAUUUAUUUGUUGAAAUGUAUCCAUGGAUGGAGUAAUGCAUCAUUCACUGCUCUCGUAGAGUUGUUGAAAGAGGCUAUGCCAGAUUUGAACAUCCCUGUCUCUUUCAAUAAAACAAAAUCUAUGAUAAAAGAUUUGGGCUUAGACUAUAAAAAGAUUGACGCAUGUUCGAACAACUGCAUGUUGUUUUGGAAAGAUCAUGGGAAAGAUGAUUCAUGUCAUAUUUGUGGCACGUCAAGGUGGAUUGAAUAUCCUGAAGUUGCUAAUGAUCUUGAAGAAUCUAUAAAAGCUCAUAAGGUUCCCGCCAAAGUUUUAAGACAUUUUCCAUUGAUUCCAAGAUUGAAAAGACUUUUUAUGUGUUCAAAGACAACCGAUACAUUGAGGUGGCACGCAGACCAUCGUUCAAGGGAUGGGAAGUUAAGGCAUCCAGCUGAUGCCCAAGCAUGGAGAGGCUUUGAUGCCAAGCAUUCAGAUUUUGCUCGUGAAACUCGUAACAUCAGACUUGGGUUGGCAAGUGAUGGGUUUAAUCAUUUUAGGACCAUGAGUCUUUCACAUAGCACAUGGCUUGUUGUAUUAACAAUAUAUAACUAUCCGCCAAAUUUGUGCAUGAAGGCUGAAAAUUGUUUGAUGUCGUUACUUAUUCCUGGACCAAAGUCACCCGGAAAUGAAAUUGAUGUGUAUUUGCAGCCACUAAUUGAGGAGCUUAAGAUAUUGUGGGAAGUCGGUGUAGAAACAUAUGAUAUUUCAAAAAAUCAAUCAUUUCAAAUGUGUGCAGCUCUUAUGUGGACUGUGAAUGACUUCCCUGCAUAUGCUAUGUUAUCCGGUUGGAGUACUAAAGGGAAGUUUGCUUGUCCUGCUUGUAAUCAUAAAACUUCUUCAAGAUACUUAAAACAUAGUCGAAAGAUGUGUUAUAUGGGUCAUCGAGUCUUUUUGGAUUCAAAUCAUAGUUGGAGAUCAAAUUCAAGUUCUUUUGAUGGAAAGCCAAAAUAUAGUGCUGUAGACACAAGGAUGAAUAGAAUGACACGAAAUAGCGAUGAUACUCCAAACAUAGGUCAUCCAAUCGGGGGAAAGAAACUAAUUUCACUUGAUCAUAAGUCUCUAAACCAAGCUCACGACUACAUUUUAUUCAAUUGCGAUGAAGUGCAAGAGUAUAUUAGAGAGCAUGAGGUUAAUGAUCAUAAUCCUCUAAAAAAAAGGAAGUCCAGAAAAGCUAACAAUCAAAGAGAAGAUUUUAUUCAAUGGUUUGAAACACGUCUCAUGGAUGAGAAAGUUACUGAAUGGUUGAAGGUGUUGUCUAGGGGACCAAAUGAUGUUGUUAGAAGGUAUUAUGGUUAUGUUAUUAAUGGAUACAGGUUUCAUACAACAAAUCGUGAAGCAAGGCUUAAAACACAAAAUAGUGGUGUGACAUUAGAAGCGGUGACUCAAGUUCUUAGAAAUGCGAAGGAUGAAAAUCCCAAAAAGAUUUGUGUGACUUACUAUGGGGCAAUAAAAGAUAUUAUAGAGUUAGAUUAUUAUGGUCAUGAAAAAUAUGUAUUGUUCAAAUGUGAUUGGUUUGUGGAUGAAAAGGAUAAAUAUGGAUCGCCGUUGGUUUACUUUAACAAAAAAUGCUACAAAAAUGAUCCAUUUGUGUUGGCAUCUCAAGUUCAACAAUGCUUCUUUAUUGAAGAUCCUUUAAACAAAAACAAACACUAUGUUCUAAAUGCACUUCCAAUGGAAUCAUUUGACAUGGGAGAAUCUUUAAGUACAGAUGCCCAAGAAUAUGAUAUUUCAAAAAAUCUUAAUACGUUAAGGGAUGAUUGUGAAGUGGAUUUGGUUAGGAAAGAUUUGUCGGAUGAUAUCUUUGAAAUUCCUUUGUCAGAACUUCACAACCAAAAAGCAAUAGAGAGUGAUCACAGUGACACGAGUUAUGGAAGUGACAAUGAAACCGAUUAUGAUUCUAGUACUGACUAG